UCUGCAGAAUUCUUUGAAAUGCUUGAAAAAAUGCAGGGUCCAAAAUCAGAAGAACAGAAGAGUGGAGGCCACAAGGAGGACUAUAUCCCCUAUCCCAGCAUUGAUGAGAUUUUAGAAAAAGAGAGUCCCUACCCCUUAAUCAUCUUGCCUCAGUUUGGGGGCUACUGGAUCGAAGACCCCGAGAACCUCAGCACCCCCACUUCAUCCGAAAGCAGCAUCUGCGACGAAGAGGAGGAACCGCUCAGCCCCAGCACUUAUGGCUACAAAUUGGAGUGCAAAGGUGAAGCCAAGGCAUAUCGGAAACAUUUCUUAGGAAAGGAUCAUUUAAAUUUUUACUGCACGGCCAGCAGCCUGGGAAAUCUGAUCCUUUCCAUUAAAUGUGAAGAGGCAGAUGGAAAUGAAUAUCUACGGAUUAUUCUCAGGCCUUCUGCGAUGACGCCACGGGAUUAAAGUUUCAACCUGUGCUCUAUCCCAAG
Molecule: messenger RNA, 476 nt
Organism: Thamnophis sirtalis
Lineage: Eukaryota; Metazoa; Chordata; Lepidosauria; Squamata; Natricidae
Source: RefSeq, a predicted model, not a curated record